Molecule: messenger RNA, 1978 nt
Organism: Aspergillus sclerotioniger CBS 115572
Lineage: Eukaryota; Fungi; Ascomycota; Eurotiomycetes; Eurotiales; Aspergillaceae
Product: cytochrome P450
Exons: 6
Coding region: 275-1978 (567 amino acids)
Molecular function (GO): iron ion binding; oxidoreductase activity, acting on paired donors, with incorporation or reduction of molecular oxygen, reduced flavin or flavoprotein as one donor, and incorporation of one atom of oxygen; heme binding
Source: RefSeq, a predicted model, not a curated record
CUCCGAUCCUCUCCAGCAAACUAGGACUUCGCCGGUCAACUCUCCCCAAUCACUCAUCACUUUCAAUCUCUUCAAUGCUGGUUCUGGUUCCACCUCGACGACUAAUCAUGGCUUGUCCGCUGCCCCAAAUGCCAGACCAACUCUGAUCGCUGGUUCCGUCCUGCCUCGGUUGAUUUCCAUCCCCGACUCGACUACUCGACUAUAAAAGACAAUUGCCUCCCGGCGCAUUUCCAGCCCUUGCUUGGCUUCUCCUCCACCCCUCCUCAUCGCCGCCAUGUCGACGCUUCUCUUUGUCGCGACGGCCACCCCCGUCCUCUACCUGGUCUGGGUGCUUCUCACCCGCUGGCAACAUGUCCAGAAUGCCCGCAAAUGGAACUGCGGGUCCAUGCCCAGCUAUCCCGGCGACCUGCUAGGCAUCAACACCUUGAAGGAGGCCCUGCAGCUGGACAAGGAUCGGCAACUACCGAUGCUGACACGCCGGCGCAUUGCCACCUUGUCAGCCCGGGAGAACCGCUACACCACCACCUUCCAAUUCCGCCAGCUCGGCACCGACAUCAUCAGCACCUCCGAACCCAAGAACGUCCAGGCCCUCCUGGCCACCCAGUUCAAGGACUUUGAGCUGGGCCAGGUCCGUCGCAACUCCAUGCACUGGCUGCUUGGUAGUGGCAUCUUCACUGCUGAUGGCGACCAUUGGUCUCGUUCCCGUGCUCUCCUCCGUCCCCAGUUCACCCGUGACCAGAUCAGCGACCUCGACCUCGAGGAACGUCAUGUCCAGCUGGCCAUGCAGGCUAUGCCAGUUGACGCCACUGGUUGGACCCCCGCCACCGACAUCCAGACCAUCUUCUUCCGUCUGACCAUGGACACCGCCACCGAGUUCCUCUUCGGCGAGAGUGUUCAGAGCCAGGCUGCCGCCCUUAGCAACGGUGCCAUCCCCCAGGACAACUUCCCUGCUCAGUUCGAUCGUGGCCAAUGGUACGCCGCUCAGCGCGCCCGCUUCGAGAAGCUCUACUGGAUUGUCGACAACAAAGAAAGCCGAGAGCUUAACAGCGCCGUCCACGCUUACGUCGACCGCUUCGUCAACGCUGCCCUGUCUUCCGACCCGGAGAAGAAGCCUGCUCACUAUGUCUUUCUGCACGGUCUGGCCGAGGCCACCCGUGAUCCCGUCGAACUGCGGUCGCAGUUGCUCAACAUCCUCUUGGCUGGCCGUGACACCACCGCGUCGCUGCUGAGUUGGUGUGUGCUGUUCCUGGCUCGUUACCCUGAUGUGUUUACCGCCCUGCGCGCCACCAUCCUGGCCGAAUUCGGCACCUACACCCAGCCCCACGAUAUCACCUUUGCCAACCUCAAGUCCUGCCGCCCGCUGCAGAACUUCCUGAACGAAGUCCUCCGUCUCUACCCCAUCGUCCCGGGUAACCGCCGUACCGCCGUGCGCAACACCACCCUGCCCACCGGCGGUGGCCCCAGCGGCACGGACCCUAUCUACAUCAAGAAGGGCCAAUCGGUCUUCUACAGUACCUUUGUCAUGCACCGUCGUCCUGAUCUGUGGGGCCCUGACGCAGAUGAGUUCCGUCCGGACCGGUGGUCCGAGCGCAAGGUCGGUUGGGAGUAUCUGCCUUUCAACGGUGGCCCGCGUAUCUGCAUUGGACAGCAGUUUGCUCUGACGGAAGCUGGCUACGUGCUGGUUCGGUUGUUGCAGCGGUUUGAUCGCUUCGAAGGUGUUGGACCUACCGCCCAGGGCGAUAUCAAGAUGGCGGUGAACCUGACGAAUGCACCGGGCGAUAACGUAACGCCCCCACCUGACAAAAUCCCUCCUCUAAACUUAAUCGAAAUGUUUGCAUGGACUGGACUGGACAGUAGACAGGGGGGAGAUGUUUCCGCUGUAGGUAGAUAUGUUGCUUAUACGAUCAGUUGUUUAUUGGCGUGGGUUGGGGGUGAUGAGGGAAUCGCUGGGUUGAGGGGAGGAUACUACAUGACAUAG